AGUCGAAGCAGCGUCCGAGAGCCGGAGCUCAUUUUACACAGAGAGAGGGAGAGAGCAGCGGUGCUUUCAAUCCGGCUAAUCUUCCCCGUCAGAAAGGAGGAAUAAAAAGUAAAAGGGAAUAAUUUUUUAAAAAAAUCAGACCCUUUAAUUCAGGUGAGAGCGAGCCGGGAUGUUUUGAGUGCGAAGGUUGUGGAGGCGGCUGGACCGGACCGGACCGGACCGGACUGGACCGGGCCGGGCCUGGCUUGGCUGGGCUGCCCGAGAGAGGAUGCAUCUCCAUCAGGUGCUGACCGGCGCUGUCAACCCCGGGGACAACUGCUAUUCGGUCGGGGGCGUCGCUGACAUUCCGUUCACGGCAUAUGCCUCAGGAUGUGACUUGGUGAUUCUUGGAAGUGACUUUGAAUGUGUUCAGAUCAUCCCUGGUGCUAAGCAUGGCAACAUCCAAGUGGGGUGUGUGGAAUGCUCCCUUCAGCAAGGCAGGAUUGCUGCUUCUUAUGGGAACACUGUUUGCAUUUUUGAGCCAGUACCUGUAAGCCAUUACAAAAGAAAACUUGUCCUAAACUAUCAAUGGCAAAAGACGGGGCAGUUUUUUCUUCAGUCUAUGGCGUACAACCUGGCCUGGGAUCCACAAGGUAACCAAUUACUGACAGCUACGGAUAAUCUACAAUUAUGGUCACCUCCCUCUAGUGACUUUCUAGAGGAAGAAAGUAGUCUCGCUGAGGAAUUUAAAUUGCAGCCAGAUUUAAAUGAUUGGAAAUGUAUCUGGCAGUGCAAGACUGCUAUUCCAAUAUAUCUCAUGAAGUGGUCCCCUGAUGGAGAAUACUUUGCAACAGCAGGAAAAGAUGACUCCCUUCUGAAAGUAUGGUAUUUUACCACUAGCUGGAAGUCUGCUGUUAUAGGUGCAGAAACAUUUGGGGAAAAAACUGCCUCUGCAGUUGUACAUUUUUCCUUUGUGUAUCUGGCACAUCCUCGUGCAGUGACAGGAUUUUCAUGGCGGAAGACCAGUAAAUAUAUGCCAAGGAGUUCUGUGUGCAAUGUAUUACUGACUUCAUGUCAAGAUGGUGUCUGCCGGUUGUGGGCUGAAACCUUAUUGCCAGAAGAUAGUCUCCUUGGGGGACAAAUGACAGAGUCUACCAUUAGUACCUCAGCUAGCAAUCUUCCUCAUGGUGGAAGUCAGAAAGACAAAAUUCAGCAUGCCCUGGAGACAAUUCAUCAUUUGAAACAUCUAAGAAGUCGUCGCAGAUCUUCAGUUCUGACCGCCCAUAUGGAAGUUUUGCCAAGCCAACUGGGAUCACAUGAAGUCCACAGACAAAUUUCACACUAUGCUAAUGCACUCUGUCACUUUCAUAUUGCAGCGAGCAUUAAUCCUAAUACAGAUAUUCCACCAGCACUAGCUGGCACAGCUUUCAAUAUAGAAGAUGGAGGUGGAAAUUUUGUGGUUCACUGGCUGAACAAUAAAGAGCUGCAUUUUACAACAUCUAUGGAAAUAUUCAUGGAGCAAUUAAGAAAGCUCACAGAUCAGCAGAUGGAGGAUGAAGUUGACACUGCCAGUCAGAGUGGAUUGAAAAUGAAUCUUGACAUCGAACAAGAUGAAACUUCAGAGAAAGGAUCAGAGUAUGAGAAUGAGGAGGUUGAGCAAGAUGGGAGCACCAAAGUAUCUACACUGUCCUCUGCAGGGAUUCCACUGCCUACGAUGUUGUUAGAUCGAAAAAUUGAGAUGCUGCAAACAGAGUGGAACAGAAAUGCCGAUAUGUUGUUUACAAUCCAUCCUAUAGAUGGUUCAUUUUUAGUAUGGCAUGUGAAGUAUUUAGAUGAGUAUCACCCAGGAAUCUUCAGACAAGUCCAGGUUGCAUUUUCAUCUCGGAUUCCUGUUGCUUUUCCCACUGGUGAUGCUAACUCACUCAGCAGAAAUAUCAUGAUGUAUGCGUGUACUGUUAAAAAUGUUAAGAAUCUUCCUGAAAAUGACCCAAAUAUCAAUGGGAUGACCCAUUGUGUGAGUAGCUCAAAAUUAAAUAUCAUCACUCCAGCAGUAAUGAUGAUUUCAAAACACAUUGAUGGAUCACUAAAUCAGUGGGCAGUAACUUUUGCUGAAGAAUCUGCUUUCACCACCGUUCUAAUCGUGUCACACAAGUUUAGAUAUUGUGGACAUCGUUUCCAUCUAAAUGACUUGGCUUGUCAUUCAGUGCUGCCAUUGUUGUUGACCUCUUCGCAUCACAAUGCACUAAUGACUCCUGAAGCUGACUUUGUUGAAAAGGAAAAGCUUAUGAUAGAAUCUGUAAAGUCCUUGAAAGGGCCAACUCCGCAGCAGGUGAAAAAUGCUGCUACACGAACAUUUCAUGACCCUAACGCCAUUUACAGUGAACUGAUACUUUGGCGCAUGGACCCAAUUGGACCAUUGUCAUACUCUGGGGGAGUUUCGGAGCUGGCACGUAUUAAUUCUUUACAUACUUCUGCUUUUUCGAAUGUGGCCUGGCUUCCAACAUUGAUCCCAAGCUAUUGCCUUGGGACCUACUGCAACUCUGCUAGUGCUUGUUUUGUUGCUUCUGAUGGUCAAAAUCUCAGGCUUUAUCAGGCUGUGGUUGAUGCUAGGAAACUUCUGGAUGAACUCUCAGAUCCUGAAAUUUCGAAAUUCGUUGGAGAAGUAUUCAACAUAGUAAGCCAGCAAUCAACAGCUCGACCGGGUUGCAUUAUUGAACUGGAUAUAAUAACAGCUCAGUGUGGCUCAAACACACAGCUUCUCCACGUGUUUCAGGAAGAUUUUAUUUUGGGAUAUAAACCACAGAAAGAAGAAAUGAAUAAGGAGCAAGAAAUUUCUUUCAGUCAACCUGCCCAAGGAUAUCGUGCACCAUCAUUCUCUGAAAAGUUCUACCUUGUGGUGAUAGAAAGAGACAAGAGGCAAUCUGUUCUUCACAUGUGGCACCUCCAUUUGAAAUCUGUACAGCCUCGUGUGGUGAGCACAUCAGAUAAUCAGAUAUCUGCACCAGAGGAAAAGAAUUUUAGACUAUCUCCAAAUACUUCUAAUUUAAGUCCUCUUCCACGGUCUGCAUCAGUUGCUAAUCUUCAGACUGCUAGCAAAUUGAUACUUAGCUCUGAAUUAGUCUACAGUCAGCAGUUAAAUGUACCUGAGGGAGUGGAAGUAAUCCGAGCAACACCUUCUGCAGGUCACUUGAGUUCAUCUUCAAUCUACCCAGUCUGCCUCGCACCUUAUCUAAUAGUGACAUCGUGCUCUGAUGGUAAAGUGAGAUUUUGGCGAUGUACUGUGGAUAAAAGUUCCAUCUCUGGAAACUUAGAGAAAGUACAUACUUAUAAGUGGGAAACAUGGCCUUUGAUGAAUGAGGAAGGAGAACACAGUAACAGUGCAGUGAGUGUUACUGGACGACCAGUGGCCGUGAGCUGUUCAUACACAGGACGGUUGGCUGUAGCUUAUAAAGAGCCUGUACAACCUAAUGGCAUUACGUCGAAAGAGUUCACAAUGCAUGUCUCCAUAUUUGAGUGUGAAUCUACUGGAGGAUCAGAGUGGGUGUUGGAACAGACAGUUCAUUUAGAUGGUAUAGGAAAGGUUGGAGGUGUCCUGGACUCUCGGGUUAGUGUAGAUAGCAAUUUAUUUGUGUAUAAUAAAUCAGACCUUUAUCUUAAAGGCAACUAUAUGACAUCAAACAUAAAACAUUUAGUGCACUUGGACUGGGUAUCAAAAGAAGAUGGUUCUCACGUUCUUACAGUGGGAGUCGGUUCCAAAAUUCUCAUGUACGGAAGACUGUCUGGAAUUGUAACGGAACAAGCCAGUAGCAAAGAUGGGCUGGCUGUUAUUACUUUGCCACUAGGGGGAAGCAUUAAACAAGGAACCAAAUCAAAAUGGGUAUUGCUGAGAUGUGUGGAUUUGGUGUCUUCAGUAGAUGGAACUCCUUCACUUCCAGUUUCUCUGUCCUGGGUGAGGGAUGGCAUCCUGGUAAUUGGGAUGGACUGUGAAAUGCAUGUGUAUGCACAGUGGAAACAUUCUGCAAAACCAUUCAAUGACACUGACAGCGGGAGCUUGUCACCUUUUGAAGAUUUAUCUGAUGCUUCCCCGUUUGAGGCUAAAAAUUUUUCAAAGCGACAGAGUGUUGCUGAUGCAACAACUGGUGUAGAUGAUGUAUUUGGAGUCCCAGGAAUGGUUCAAGAUGGUGGGUUGUUUGAAGCAGCUCACAUUCUUUCUCCUACUCUUCCUCAAUAUCACCCCACUCAGCUUUUGGAGCUUAUGGAUUUGGGCAAGGUGCGCAGAGCUAAAGCCAUUCUUUCACAUUUAGUUAAAUGUAUUGCCGGAGAAGUUGCAGUUUUUAGGGAUAAAGACCCAGGAGAGGGAGGAGGGCCUAGACGUCACCUUUCUCGAACGAUCAGUGUAAGCGGAAGUACUGGAAAGGAUACAAUUAUAGCAGGAAGAGAAGGUACUCGUGAUUAUACUGAGAUAGACUCAAUUCCACCACUGCCACUUUAUGCAUUGCUGUCUGCAGAUCAGGACGCAUCCUACAAAAUUGUUGAAGAAACUUCUAAAGUAGACAAAGGUUCACGAAUUCAAAGUAAAAAAGAAAUGGGUGAUCAAUAUGCUGAUUUGUUUCAGUCUCCAAGUGUAACUACAGAUGACUUUGUUGAAUUUGUAAUCGAAAAGAAGGAAUCUAGAUCUAAAGUCAUAAAUUUGUCCCAGUAUGGACCAACAUACUUUGGGCCGGAACAUGCCCGUGUACUUUCCAGUCACCUGAUGCACUCAAGCUUGCCAGGGCUUACACGACUAGAACAGAUGUUCCUUGUAGCUUUGGCUGACACAGUGGCUACCACAAGCACAGAAGUUGAUGAAAAUAGGGACAAGAGCUACUCUGGAGGUGAGACACUGGAUGAAUGUGGUUUACGUUAUUUGCUUGCCAUGCGCUUGCAUACAUGUCUCCUGACAUCUCUACCUCCAGUCUAUAGGCUUCAGCUCUUACAUCAAGGCUUGUCUACAUGCCACUUUGCCUGGGCCUUUCAUUCUGAAGCUGAGGAGGAGCUGCUCAAUAUGAUUCCUGCCAUGCAGAAGGGAGAUCCUCAGUGGUCUGAGCUGAAAGCCAUGGGAGUAGGCUGGUGGGUUCGAAAUAUUAAUACACUCCGCAAGACCAUUGAGAAGGUUGCAAAAGCUGCUUUCCAAAGAAACAACUCUGCAAUGGAUGCUGCUUUAUUUUAUCUUGCUAUAAAGAAAAAGGCUGUACUCUGGGGCUUGUUCAGAUCUCAACAUGAUCAAAAGAUGACAGAAUUUUUCAAACAUAAUUUUAGUGAAGACAGAUGGCGUAGAGCAGCUUUGAAAAAUGCAUUUGCUUUGCUGGGUAAACAACGUUUUGAAGAGUCUGCAGCGUUUUUUCUUUUGGCUGGUUCUUUAAAGGAUGCUAUUGAGGUGUGUCUAGAAAAAAUGGAUGAUAUUCAAUUGGCCAUGGUUAUUGCAAGAUUGUAUGAAUCUGACUAUGAAACAUCCUCUACUUGUAAAUCCAUCCUUCAUGAAAAAGUUCUUGGCUGUAAGGCAGAUGGAUCUGAAUUUAUACCAAGCCAACUGCAUCCAGAUCCAUUUUUGCGAAGCAUUGCACAUUGGACUCUGAAGGAUUACUCUAAAGCAUUGGAUACACUACUGGAACAACCUACAAAGGGUAGUGAAGAGCAUCCAGGAAUCCUCAUAAAAUCUUGCAACCCAGUAGUGUUCAGCUUUUACAAUUAUCUUCGAGCCCACCCCUUACUGAUGCGAAGACAUUUUGUUUCCCCUGAUGGCUCUUUGGCUACUUUAGGACUUGCAACAGAGAAAAGCAGUGAAGAUGAAAUCAACCUUAUUGAGAGGAAGUUAUUUUUCUCCACAGCAAAUGCUCAUUUUAAAGUUGGUUGUCCUGUCUUGGCUCUUGAGGUGCUGUCUAAAAUACCAAAGGUCUUGACAAAAGCAAAAACAUCCUUCAAAAGUGAAAACUCCAGGUUGCGUGCGCAAGGCCAAAAUGGUGCUACAAAACAUGGAGCAAGGACUGAAGAUAAUGGCUGGUCACAGACUGUAACAGGUUCUUCUGGUCUGGAUUGGGGCACCAGUAAUGCUGCUGGCUUUGAUUGGAGUCAGCCAGUAGUGACAUUUGCUGAAGAACCACUAAAACUUGAGUGGGAUGGUGAUAAAGAAGACGAAUUUGAAGAGAAGGAUGUCGGUGGAUUGGUGAUGAAAGACUCAGAAACAGAGCAUAUGGCUAACGAUGAGAAAAAAGGUGUUCCUGAAGAGUCUCAAACUCUUUUGAAAGAGGAUUCCACUUCUGACUCUCGGGUCGAUGUAAUAGCAGAACAGUUAAAAUUCAGAGCAUGCUUAAAAAUUCUAAUGACUGAACUUAGGACUUUGGCUACAGGGUAUGAAGUAGAUGGAGGGAAACUCCGAUUUCAACUGUACAACUGGUUAGAAAAAGAGAUCUAUGCUAUGCAUCAAAUCUGCAAUUAUAAAACUGAAGCUAUAGACUCUGCUAUUGAAAUAGAUAAAAAGACCAGUAGUUCAUUUGACCAGGAAGAGUUAACUGAGAACAUAGAAGGAGCUUCAUAUGAAAGACAUCAGAUUGAUCGGCGGAGGCUGCAAGCAAAGCAAGAACAUGCAGAAAGACGAAAAUGGUGGCUGCGGAAAAAUCAAGCUCUGCUUAGAGUGUUUCUAAGCUACUGCAGUUUGCAUGGAGCUCAGGGUGGUGGUUUAGCCUCAGUCAGAAUGGAACUUAUAUUUCUAUUACAAGAAUCACAACAGGAAACUACCGUGAAACAGCUUCAGUCUCCACUUCCUUUACCUACCACUUUGCCUCUCCUUUCUGCAAGCAUUGCUUCAACCAAAACUGUGAUAGCCAACCCUGUCAUGCAUUUGAGUAACCACAUCCAUGAUGUCUUGUACACAGUGGUCCAGAUGAAUUUUCCACCUCUUCCAGGUCUUAAGGAUGAAAAGGUUUUCAUUCUGCACACUUUGGCUGCUUCACUCUCAGCCUGUAUUUACCAAUCGCUAUGUGACAGCCACAGCUACAGUCAAACAGCUACAAACCUGUUUACAGGAAUGGUUUAUCAAGGCCUGCUGUUAGGUGAAAGACGUAGACUGCGGACUGAAAGCAUCGAAGAGCAUGUGACGCCAAAUUCUUCACCUUCACAUUGGCCUGGUGUUUCAUCACUGAUUAAUCUUCUUGGAACAGCUCAGGAAGAUGAUCAACCCAAAUUGAACGUGUUGCUUUGUGAGGCAGUGAUUGGUGUCUAUCUAAGUCUUUUGAUCCAUGGCCUUGCUACUCAAGAUAGCAAAGAGCUCUUUCGAUUAGUUGCUCAUCCACUAAAUAAUCGAACCUGGGCUGCAGUAUUUGGAGGAGGUGCAAAAACUAUAAUAAAACCUAAAAAAAGGCCAGAACUUACACCAGGUGAACCAAAUGUUUCAGCUGUACCAAUUUUGGAUCAAAAUGUUGCCUUGAAGACAGACCCUGUAGCUGUGCCUGUGUCUCCCAGCUGUGAGACUGGGACACAACACACACCAGGACUGGAUGUUCCUCCAGAGGACAUUGAUCGAUAUCGACGGAGAUUUAACAUGAAGAUGUUGGUUCCUGGUAGACCUGUAAAGGAAACUUCAACACCACCGCCUGUACCUGCAGAGAGACCGUCAUACAAAGAAAAAUUUAUUCCACCUGAGCUCAGUAUGUGGGAUUAUUUUGUAGCCAAGCCGUUCCUACCUCCAUCUGAAAGUGGAUUUAUGUAUGACUCAGAUGAAAGUAUCCCUAGUGAUGAUGAUGAUGAUGAAGAUGAUGCUUUUAUUUCUGACACUCAGCUACAAGAGCAUUCAGAUCCUAACUCUUACAGUUGGGCACUGAUACGCUUCGGAAUGGUCAAACUUGCACUGAACAAUGUGAGAAGCUUCUUUCCUGUUGCUGGAUUGGAGUUUGCAGAUCUCCCAGUGACUUCACCAUUGGGUAAUGCUGUUAUUAAGACCUUAGAAAACUGGCAACAAUUACUUCAGGCAAAAAUGGAACAGUUUGAAGGUCCACCGCCAAACUAUAUUAACACCUACCCUAGUGAUUUCUCUGCAUCUGGUGGACCAGCCAUUCUGCGGCACAAAGCAAUGCUUGAACCAGAAAACACUCCAUUCAAGUCAAGACAUUAUUCCACCUUUCCUGUUAAAAGGCUGUGGCAUUUCUUGGUCAAACAAGAAAUUCUGCAAGACACAUUCAUAAGAUUUAUAUUCACAAAGAAAAGAAAGCAAAGUGAGUCAGUAGAAGACCAUGUGGACCAAGUCAAACAAAACUGCGUAGUGGAGCAUCGUGGAAGCAACAAGGUGGAAACAGACAUGGGCUAUCCAGGUAGAAAAGCAAAGAUUAUUCACAAAGAUUCUGAUGCCAUAAUGGCAUUUGCAAUUAAUAAGGCAAAUUCCAAUGAAAUGGUUUUGGCUUCAACUCAUGAUGUGCAGGAACUUGAUGUAUCUGCAAUUCUAGCUGCUCAGCCUUAUACUUGGAUUGGUGACGAUUCAGACAGAGAAUCUAGAAGUUCUGACGAUCUGGAGCAUCGCUCAACAGUGAGCACUAGCCAAACUAGUACGACUCAUUUUGGAUCCAGCCAGCUUUCUACUUCCUCUUCAAUGCCUUGGCUAGGAAGUGGGCAAACCAGUACAGGAGCCACUGUGCUUAUAAAGAGGAACUUGAACAAUGUGAAACGGAUGACUUCCCAUCCAGCUCACCGGUAUUAUCUUACAGGUGCGCAAGAUGGAAGCGUUCGAAUGUUUGAAUGGAAUCGGCCACAACAGGUUAUAUGUUUCCGACAAGCUGGCAAUGCGAGGGUUACUCGACUACAUUUCAAUUCCCAAGGCAAUAAGCUGGGGGUGGCAGAUGGAGAAGGUUUUCUGAGUCUUUGGCAAGUCAACCAAACUGGAUCUAAUCCUAAACCUUAUCUUAGCUGGCAGUGUCACACUAAAGCAGCUGGUGAUUUUACAUUCGUUACCUCCUCAAGUCUCAUUACCACAGCAGGACAAUCUAAUGACAGCAGAAAUGUUUGUUUAUGGGAUACACUAAUUUCACCACACAACAGUCUUGUGCAUGGUUUUGUCUGCCAUGACAAUGGUGCCACAGUGCUUCAGUAUGCACCAAAGCAGCAACUUCUGAUUUCUGGAGGCAGGAAAGGCUUUGUCUGCAUUUUUGACAUAAGGCAGAGGCAGUUGUUACACACAUUUCAGGCACACGAUUCUGCUAUUAAGGCCCUUGCUUUGGACUCCACAGAAGAUUAUUUCAUUACAGGUUCAUCAGAAGGGAAUAUGAAGGUGUGGAGGUUAACGGGUCAUGGAUUAAUUCAUUCAUUUACCAAUGAACAUGCCAAACAGUCAAUCUUUCGAAACAUAGGUGCAGGAGUUGUGCAGCUGGAAAUCAAGCCAGCCAAUCGUAUCUUUUCCUGUGGAGCAGAUGGAACUUUGAAGACACGAGUUUUGCCAGACUAUUUUAAUACCCCUGCUGGAAUAUUUGACAUCCUGUAGUUUAUUGGGCUUGCUUGCUUUGGUUUCUGGUUAUUAAGAAACAUGGGCAUCUCACAUUUGCUGUGGGAGUGCAUAAGCUGCUAGUGAGUUGUAUGGGAAGUGACCCAAAGUUGAGCUUUUUGCAGAAGUUUUUUAUUAGUGGAUAUGAGCAGAUUUGAAAUAUAUAUAAAGCAAAAGACAGACAUUUGAAGAAGUAAAGUGUGGCGUUGGGUAUAAAGACUUGAAGAAUUUCUUAUUAUAAACCCAGAGGGCAGACAUGCAUGUACUGUAUUAUUCUUUUAAAAGCAAUGCAGUUGCAGAAUGUUGGUAAUGCUUUGUGAACAAAAUGCAAAAUCUUUUGGCGUACUGUAAGUGUAUGGACUAAAACACGUGCCCAUGGUUAAAAUCCAUCAGCACUGUAUUGGGAAAUCCCAUAUGUAAUGAUGGUGUGAGUUAAUUUAUAAAAUUUGAAUUCAUUAGUUUAAUUUUUCUUCAGAAGGAAUUUUCAGUGACACUGAAGCAGGCAGAUGGUCAUAUCUGAAGGCUACAAAGCAAAAAAGUGUUUGCAAAAAAUGGGAUCCAGAGUCAUUAAGAUGUACAGAUUAAUUAUGUCAGUUUAUAGUCAUUUCUGAAAUUUUAAUUUGAUCACUUAACAUGUUAAAGCUAUUGAAACAGCUAUUUUAUCUUUUUGCACACUGUUAUUAAGCCUUCUGAGACUGUUGGACUUCUAUUACAAACUGUUUGCCUUUACAUAAUAAAGUGUGACAGUGUAAUGAUGGCAUUAUUUAUCUACACUUGAAAGUCAAAGGAACCAGAUUUUUGUUUGUUUUUGUUUAUUCUGGAUUAGUAUUAUUGUUAGUUUAUGUAUUAAAUCUGAAUAUUGCACUCUAAUUAAAAGGAAGCUAUCAAAUCUUGGUAUUUUAAAAAACAAUUCUAUUGAUGUGUAAAAGAUUGCAUUUCCUUGGAUGAAUGUCUGGCUUAACUGGCCCAACAUUUUAUGUAAUAUUAUGACCAAUUAAGUUAUUUUGAUCUGUGAAUUAACAUAACUUGUAAUCAUUGCUGUGUGUUGUCUGCUUUUUUUGCCUGUAAUAUACAGUUUAAUUUAUUGUAUUUUUAUGUUUUCAGUAUGUACGUGUUGCUAACAAAUAUGGUAAGUAAAAUUUGAGGACCUUCAACCAAUAUUUUGACAUGUCUGUGAAGUUGUCUUCUGCUUAUAAUUAGUGUCUGUGUCUGUAACAAAUUCAUUGCAUUUCUUUGUGAACUGAGCAAAAUAUGGAUUUUACAUCCUGUGCUUGAAGUUGUAUUUAAAACAAUAGUUGUGCUUACCUUUGUAAGUCAAAUAAAUUAUUUUUAAUGUGUGUA
Molecule: messenger RNA, 10822 nt
Organism: Carcharodon carcharias (great white shark)
Lineage: Eukaryota; Metazoa; Chordata; Chondrichthyes; Lamniformes; Lamnidae
Gene: dmxl2
Product: Dmx-like 2
Exons: 45
Coding region: 269-9481 (3070 amino acids)
Biological process (GO): vacuolar acidification
Cellular component (GO): RAVE complex
Molecular function (GO): protein binding
Source: RefSeq, a predicted model, not a curated record